This is a messenger RNA of Moesziomyces antarcticus, 816 nucleotides long. Its product is annotated as tyrosine phosphatase. The transcript has a single exon. The record is from RefSeq and is a predicted model, not a curated record. Gene Ontology annotation, molecular function: phosphatase activity. Lineage: Eukaryota; Fungi; Basidiomycota; Ustilaginomycetes; Ustilaginales; Ustilaginaceae. The coding region runs from base 1 to 816 and encodes 271 amino acids.
AUGUCGAGCCAUCUUGCGCCAUCGACGAAUGGCAAGUCCUCCGCCAUGUCCACGAGUUCGUCGCAUUCACAAGCGCCAUCAAGCUCAAGCCAGUUGCAUUCACAUUCGCACCACCAUCACGCUCAACACGCCAUCCCAACCGCGGCACUCGUAGAGCCACCUGCGCUAUUCGCUAGCGUCGCACCGCAGAUCUAUCGCUCAGCCACACCGGCUGCCGCCAACCACUCGUUCGUACGCACACUCAAGCUGCGUACCAUCCUCUCGCUCACGGCCGAACUGCCCUCGCCCAGUCUCACCGCCUUCUGCAAGAAACACAGCAUCCGCCUACUCCACUUUGGUCUGCGUCGAUGGGGAUCCCAAGACAUCUCUCGCGAGAAUCAUCCUCCUGCCAAUGUUGAUGAAGAAUCAGGGCUGGAUUUGUCGUUCUUACACUCGUUCAAGGCACCAUCGGCCCCAAGUCUCGCACAGUACGAAACUGCCUCGCCCACAAUCACGGAAGAGCUGGUCAAAGACUCGCUCCAAAUCCUCCUCACUGCAAGCUAUCAUCCGAUCCUGGUAACCGACACUUCAGGAAUCCACGAGAUUGGCGUCCUGCUGGGAUGCCUGCGGAAGCUCCAGAGAUGGAACUUCGCCACGAUCUUGCUCGAGUACCGCCACUUUGCAGGCAACAGGGCGAGAGCUACAAACGAACGCUUCGUGGAAAUGUUCGAUACAGACCUCAUCACUUUUCCGGACCAAGACCAGCUGCCGUACUGGUUCAGAGAGCAGAUCCAAGCCGACGACGACGAGCUCGAACGCAUCGACCCGUGUUUUUAG